UGUAAACAAAUACUAGUACCACUAGCAAGUGGUAAAAUAUUCUUUCCAAAUGUCUAAGGAAAUGCACAAAUUAAAAAUUCUGUUGGUUGGACCAUGUGCUGUAAGCUAGUCUUAUCCAUAACUAUUCUGCGUGCUCCAUUUCUAGAAGAAUGUUGUACAGUUUCCUUAGCUUACUGUAAUGUGUCGUUUUCAGUGCGGAAAGACAACAGUCGCGAAUUUUCUGUCAGAUGCCACAGAAAAUUUGGGAGGAGAUUAUCAUCCUACACAAGGCGUCCGAAUAUUAGAAUUUGAAGUACAGAGUCUGAAUGUAAAUAACAAGCAUGUGAAAGCAGAAAUUGAAUUAUGGGACUGUAGUGGUGAUCACAAAUUCGAAACAUGUUGGCCAGCAUUUCAACGUGAUACUCAAGGUGUAGUGUUUGUUUACAAUCCAAUUGUAGCAGAUCAUGCAAGAGAACUGGAACUGCUGUACAAUUACUAUGUUACUCAGACAGAUUUAACAUCUAAACACAGUCUUGUCUUAGCUGUCAGCAAAAGUGAAAAAGAUGGAAAACCUGCUGCAAAAUUGUCAAGUACAUUUUCUAGAGUUAUGCAGGUGGCAACAAAUGUUGAAGAAAAUGGAAAUCGAUUAAGAGUGGAAUUUAAUAACUUCUUAGUGAAUGUAUUGGGUGGAUUGAGAGAUCGAAAUGAGCAAGAAGAACUGAAUAUCAUAAACACACAACCUCCAUCGUUAUAAUUUAAAUUUCCAUGAAAUAAAAUAGCUACUGUAAUUUAUCACGAUCCAUGCAUACAUAAAAUUUUUAUUUUAUAAGAUACUAAUUUAAGUGGCAUGCACAUUUAGGGAUACAAAGGAAUACUGCUAAUGGAUAGAAAGGGUAAGUGUUCAUAAAGCUAUACAGUUAUCUGUUAUGAAGAAUAUAAUUGCAACAAAAGAAAUAUACUGAAUAACAUAAUUAUGUAAAAUUCAGUACAAUGAAUACUUUCUACAGAGGCGAGUUUUUAAUAUAAUCUGACUUAACCUAACCUCUGUGAAUAACAAUCUUUGUAUCAAUAAAGGGGAAAAAAUUAAAUCAAGCAUUAUAUUUAUUAAAUUAAUCAGAGGCUCCUUCUGAAUUAUAAGUCAGAUUAAGCCUUUUAACACACCAUAAAUGUUGAAAAUGGAAACAAGAAAAGAAUUGAGCAACCAGAACUACAGUAUCAUUUCAGUCUUUUUGCAUUCAAAUUACAAAGAAUGCUACACCAAACUUGUGGUUAAAUUCAUAAUAUUUAACCCUACAAACUGGAAAGGACACUAUUUACAAUCUGAGGCAAAACAUGACAGAAAGGCAGAAUAUCAACUUACACUAUAAAACAACAAACAACACAAUAUAUAUAUUUACAUACUUCACUAUUAGAUAAUUACUGUGGUAAUUUGUAUUUGUUAAUGACAUUCACACAAAUUAAGAUGUACUUAAAUUUCUAAUUUCAUACAGCAAAUGGCAACAUUUUCUUAAAAUUAAUGAAAAGUCAUAGCUGCCUUAAUGACACAACUACAAAGUUUGAGAUACCUAUAGAAAUUUUUGCUACAAAGAAAACUAUUUUAAUGCACAUGCAUAUAUUUACAUAAUUGAAUCUAUGGUAAAAAAUCUAAUUGUUAAUUGCAUUGUACAAUACCAACAACUACCAUACAUAUCUCAUAUUGUAACCUGACAUUUGGAUUACAUUUGUUUUAAUACUUCAAAAUGUGGUAUAUGUUUCAAAUGCUUUUACUCUGGUCUCAGCUAACUUAUAACAAAAAAUUUGGGUUUGUGUUUAGAAUUGUAAAGCUAUCUGAGAACAGGGAAUCGUACAUGUGCCAAAUAUCACAAUCUGAUUCUCAACAAUUCGUUAAUUAAUAUUUUAUUUAACACUUUAUCGAAGACUCUUAUACUUUCAGUAACUGGAAUUUAUAGCUGUCUAAUUUCAACAUCUAAAAUGAGAUAAAUUUUUUCAUCACAUCAAGAAUUAAAUGUCACCAUAACAGCAAAUAUUUCUAUAAUACAUCUAUUUGCAAGAUGCACCCAACAAUUAAUGCAGCAAUUGAAGUCUUCAAAUGCAAUACAGAUUCCUAAUAUUAUAAUUAACAAUUUUUGAAACAAGCCUGUUUCAGGGAAAAAGAAAAUUAUAACUUCAUUUUAGAUGUUUUUUGAACAGGAAAUAACAAAUGUGUUUAUGCUCUUAGGUAGUAAAAACACAUGUAUGUUGUAUGUUACUACUACUUUAUAGAAUAAUGUUUUAUCUUAAAUCAUCCAAAAAUAAACUGACCUAUAUAGAACUGCAACAUGUUCAAUGAUCUAGAAGUUUUCAUUUAUAAAAAAUAGAUUUGUGGUUGUAGUAUACUUCUAGGCAUGUGUGAAUAUUUUUAUAUAUUUCGACUUCAAAACUAAAAUAUUUUCUAAACUACUCAGAACAAAUAAAGUAAUUUGGGUCUAAUAAUCAUGCAUUCUAUUUUCAACUAUAGCAACAGCUCUAAUGAAACUUAAUGUAGAAAUUUUUAAUUAUAAAUAACAGCCAAAAUCAGCAGCUUCUACGGGAAUAUAUUAGCCCAAACAUCUAGUAAGAAGGAAAAGAGGCUAAUACAAAUUUUAAUGGCAUCGAUUCAUAAUAAUUCAUACUAAUUUAAAAGUAUAUUUUAAAUAAACAAAUUUAUGCAAAUUUGAAAACACAAAUGUUUAAAAAAACAAAGGUGUAAUACUUGAAUAGUUACUUAAGAAAUCGACACAUUGCCAAAGUUUAAAAUUACACUGUAAGUUCUUUCUUUUCACUAAAUUAGUACAAUAUUGUAGCAGUAAUGUAAACAUUUAAAGCUUUUAUAAUUACUACAAAAGAUUUCAAAAUUCAUACAGCAAAAUGAUACUCUUUAAGAAAAUGAAGUGCAAUUCCACAUGAAUUGCUGUAAAAAUAUUCAUUUAUUUGUGAAUGUUUCAUAUAUAAUAUUUAAAACAGACCUGCUUGUGAACUGAAAGAAUCUUUCCACAAGUAAACAAUACUUGCUUAAGGUUUGAUCUAACAUACAGAGUUUCAGCUUUCAUAAUUUCUGUAUUGUAAAUGAAAUCAUGAAAACUGAAAAACUUCUUAGUGAAAACAAUGAUGCAUAACAAUAAACAAAACUGAUAAUAACAGGAAAAUACAAAUUUGACUUACUGGAGUAAAAUGUAUGAGAAUUCAUCUUACUUCUCAAAUACAUUCAGUUAAGUUUAUAUAAAACUAGAAUAUUUUCUAAAGUGGAUACAUUCAGGACAAAUGAAAUUUCCCAUAAAGGAAUAUACACUAUGUGAGUUAUAGUGCUUACAAAAUAUAAUUCACUAAUGGAAUAUACAGUAAAAUUCAUCUGUAAAACAAUAAUUUCUGUGAUGGUCUCAAUAACUGAUAUGUUAUACUUCUACCACUGUAAAAUGAGCACUUUUACCCAAAACAUCUUGAUGUGCAGUGGGCAUAACAAAUUUGAAAUAUCUGAUGACAGAUACUCACUUUAAAAUGAGUGUAGUGUUUGUAUAUACAAGUAGAUCAGAUAUGGUCAAUAACAUAUGCAAAGAAUUGCAUUUAUAAAAAAAAUAAAUUUCCUAUUAACCUGCGCUAGCACCACUUAUAUUGCAGCAGUCUUGGCUAGGGAUGUGCGAGUUUCUAAACAAACCUAGUUUUGUAAAAAAAAGUUUUGUAAACCAAAUUUGCUCAAAAUUUAUUUUCAGCUGCUACAAAUUCGCAUCUCCUAAAACACGAUGAGAAUUAUGUACUCAAAAGUAUUAUGUAUGAUGUAGUUCAGA
Molecule: messenger RNA, 3779 nt
Organism: Gryllus bimaculatus (two-spotted cricket)
Lineage: Eukaryota; Metazoa; Arthropoda; Insecta; Orthoptera; Gryllidae
Source: the annotation of a GenBank genome assembly